AUGUCACUUGAGGGAGCUCUGUGCAACGAACUGGACAAGAACGUAGCCAGCUUUAUCCCCAUAGACGUUGUUACAGAGUUCAUCUUUGCGACCGCCUUAACCAUCACUAUCCCCGCGACGCAGCAAUCGAAUCUUGACGCACCCAUACAGCCAGCCGAUCACCUUCAGAGCAUCGCUGUCGAAUAUGUGCUAUGUCGAGACAUUGAUGGUAAGGACAGGCUGAAGGUGCAGCGAGCGAUUGCACAAUCCAUUGUCGAGGCUAUCCAAGACACCGAUGAGUUUAUGUACUCUGAGCGCUCUGCACAGAACAGAGAAGGCGGUGGCGGUGCCAGGUUCGAGUAUAUUUGUCGAGACAGUCUUCAGAACAAAGACCAUAAAAGCAACGUGAAGAAAGAGAAGUCGCAUGAUAGCGACGAUGGCGAGGCUGGAGUCAAGAAACAGGAGCCUACCGUUAAACCGACAUACGACUGUGGGGGCGCAAUUCAUAUCAAGUUCUCUCUCAAAAGAGACGCUUUAAAUGCCGUGUACAAGCAUAAUUCUAUACACACUACCCGCGAGAAUAACAACAGUCUACCUGCUCUGACUACAGAUAGCGGCGUUGCCGCCACAACCGACGCUACGGAAGAAAAGAAGCCACACAAAAGGAAACGUAGCAAAAAGAAUGAGACUGAAGCAGAGAACGAUGUUAGAGACCCCGAUCUUGACAUGUCAACGUCCCCAGAAGCUCCAAAUUCAUCACCAAACAAGAAGAGCAAGAAAGUCGGUGCUGUGGCCUCUCCCACGACAGCGCGAAAAGCAUCUAUCAAGAAACCUAAGGCAAAGUUGCCCACAUCGCCCAACAAAUCGAAGAAGAAAGCGCCUCUCGUUGAGGCAUCACUGCCAUCGGUACCUGUCCGUGGUAAAGCUUGUGUCUGUUGCGGCGAAAAGAAGAUUAAAUCCAUUCCGCCCGACCAGCCUUCAAAACGUGCAGUUGGGAAUUGGGACGAUGCCUAUACAAAAGCAACAGCUGCGCUCGCCAAACUAUCGCAGAGUGAGAAGAUCGGAAUCGUCACGGGUGUUGGUUGGCAGAAUGGGCCUUGCGUUGGCAACACCAAAGCGGCUGGCUCGAUUGGAUAUCCGUCGCUUUGUCUGCAAGAUGGACCUCUCGGUGUCCGCUACGUCCAAGGCGCAACUGCCUUCAGUGCAGCUAUCCACGCCGCCAGCACCUGGGACCUCAGCCUCAUCCGCGAACGAGGUGCGUUCCUCGGCGCUGAAGCAAAGCAAUUAGGUGUCCACGUCCAACUUGGGCCUUCAGCCGGCCCACUUGGCAAGCAUGCGAACGGUGGCCGAAACUGGGAAGGGUUUGGCUCGGAUCCCUAUCUUCAAGGCAUCAUGAUGGCAGAGACCAUCGAGGGCAUGCAAGAGUCGGGUGUCCAGGCGACAGCUAAGCAUUGGCUUGUUAACGAACAGGAGCUGAACCGAGAGACUAUGAGUUCAGAUGUCCCGGAUAGAGUGCUUCGUGAGCUCUAUGUUUGGCCUUUUAUGGAUGCUGUUCACAGCAAUGUUGCGGCCUUCAUGUGCAGCUAUAACAAGAUCAACGGAACAUGGGCCUGCGAAAGCGACGGUGUGAUGAACAAGCUCCUGAAAGACGAGCUCGGCCAUCGUGGAUACAUCAUGAGCGACUGGAAUGCGCAACACACAACCACUAGUAGCGCGAACGGUGGCCUGGACAUGACCAUGCCCGGCACCGACUUCAGCAAGGGCAAUGUCUUCUGGGGCCCACAACUUCAGACCGCGAUCAACAACAAACAAGUGCAACAAUCUCGCCUCGAUGAUAUGGUCAAGCGCGUGCUAGCCGCUUGGUACCUCGUCGGCCAGGACAAGGGCUAUCCUACUACGAGUUUCAGCUCCUGGACGAUCGGCAAACACGAAGUCGGUGGAAACCACAAGACAAACGUCCGUGCUACGGCCCGCGAUGGUAUUGUCUUACUGAAGAACACGAAUGCUGCGCUGCCAUUUAAGAAGCCCAAGAGCAUUGCUGUCAUCGGAAGCGACAGCAUCGUUGCGCCGAAAGGAGCGAAUGCGUGCGUUGAUCGCGGAUGUAACGAUGGGACAUUGGCCAUGGGUUGGGGUUCUGGAUCAGUCGAGUUCCCCUAUCUUAUUGCUCCACUUGAUGCUAUCAAGACACAAGCCCAGAAGGAUGGAACCUCCAUCACUUCUUCACCGAACGACAACGCGCAGCAGGGUGCUAGUGCAGCACAAAAUGCUGAUAUUGCAGUGGUCUGCAUAAACAGCGAUGCUGGCGAAGGUUACAUAACUGUUGAAGGAAAUGCUGGUGACAGGAAGAAUCUGGACCCGUGGCACAACGGAAACGACUUGGUCAAGGCAGUUGCUGCUGUCAACAAGAAGACGGUUGUCGUAGUACACAGCGUCGGUCCUGUCAUUAUGGAGCAGUGGAUUGAAAACCCAAAUGUCGUUGCGGUUGUUUGGGCAGGUCUUCCAGGUCAAGAAUCCGGAAACGGCCUCGUUGACAUCCUCUACGGCGUAGCCUCACCUAGUGGCAAGCUCCCCUACACCAUCGCAAAGAAGGAGUCGGACUACGGCACCGCAAUCGCCAGAGGUGACGACAAGGACUGGGACCUCUUCAUCGACUACCGCCGUUUCGACCAGCAGAAGAUCGAGCCCAGGUUCGAGUUCGGCUAUGGUCUCUCAUACACCAACUUCACCUACUCCAACUUCAGCGUCUCAGGCAAACCCACCGCUGGUCCUGCAACCGGUGCCAAGGGUCCUGGUGGCCCCGUUGAUCUCUUCGAAACCGUCGCUACUGUCACCGCCAAGAUCAGCAACUCUGGUGGUGUUGCUGGUGCGGAGGUGGCACAGCUGUAUCUCGGCUACCCUGCAUCGACAAACUCACCUCCUAAGCAAUUAAGGGGGUUCGCGAAGCUCAAGCUGGAAGCUGGUGCUAGCGGGACUGCGACAUUCAAGCUGAGGAGAAGAGAUAUGAGCUUUUGGGAUGAGAGUAGUAGAAAGUGGAGUGUUGCGACUGGAGAGUAUCAAAUUUUCGUGGGAUCGAGUUCUAGGGAUGUGAGAUUAACGGGUAAGAUCACUGUUUAG
This is a messenger RNA of Alternaria atra, 3093 nucleotides long. RefSeq lists its product as uncharacterized. The coding region runs from base 1 to 3093 and encodes 1030 amino acids. The transcript has 8 exons. The record is from RefSeq and is a predicted model, not a curated record. Gene Ontology annotation, molecular function: beta-glucosidase activity. Lineage: Eukaryota; Fungi; Ascomycota; Dothideomycetes; Pleosporales; Pleosporaceae. Gene Ontology annotation, biological process: glucan catabolic process.